This is a messenger RNA of Uloborus diversus, 3256 nucleotides long. Its product is annotated as dnaJ homolog subfamily B member 14-like. The transcript is spliced from 9 exons. Lineage: Eukaryota; Metazoa; Arthropoda; Arachnida; Araneae; Uloboridae. Gene Ontology annotation, biological process: cellular response to misfolded protein. The record is from RefSeq and is a predicted model, not a curated record. Gene Ontology annotation, cellular component: endoplasmic reticulum membrane. Bases 178 to 1329 code for a protein of 383 amino acids. Gene Ontology annotation, molecular function: Hsp70 protein binding.
UGUUGCAAUGAAAUGACUUUGCUGUUAAUUCCUUGUAAAAUAAUAAUGAAUUUAUAAUAUCUGUGUUGUGCUAGUGCACGGUGGAAAAUGUACGAAAUUUUAUAUUAACACUGAACUUUAGUACGCGAUUAGUAGUUUGCAUUAGGAAUUGUAAAUUUUUUAAAUGCAACUUUUUAAAUGGAUGGGAAUAAAGAUGAAAGCGAACGAUGUAUACAACUUGCUCAGAAGUAUAUAAAUGAAGCCGAUCGUUCUAAAGCCCUUAAAUUCUUAUAUAAAGCUGAAAAAUUGUAUCCAUCGCAGCGAGCAAAAGAUUUGAUUGAACUUCUUGAAAAGCUAAGUGAUUCGGCCCGUGGUAGAAGUGACUCCUCACAAGACAGGAGCUCAAGCAGAGAUCGAAAUCAAAGCAGAACCAGGAGCCCAUCUCUUAGAAGAAGGACUACUCAAAAAAGUUCUGAAGUUAAGCAAGAUUAUACAGAAGAACAAGUGGAAGCUGUGUUAAAAAUUAAAAAGUGCAAAGAUUUUUAUGAAAUUCUGGGUGUGGCCAAAGAUGCUGGUGAAUCAGAUAUUAAGAAGCAGUAUAGGAAGCUGGCUUUGCAGUUCCAUCCUGAUAAAAACAAAGCUCCCGGUGCUACUGAGGCAUUUAAAGCUAUAGGAAAUGCAUUUGCUGUACUAAGUGACCCUGAGAAAAGGAAGCAGUAUGAUACUUUUGGUUCUCAAGAUGGCAAAAAUUUGAAAAGAUCCUCUUAUCAGCGCCACCAAGGAUAUUAUGAAUAUUCUAGAGGAUUUGAAAGUGAUAUCUCUGCGGAAGAGUUAUUUAAUAUGUUUUUUGGCGGAGGAUUCCCAUCGGGCAUGGCAGCUAAUACCUAUCCGAGACGAACGGCUAGACAUUUCACUGCAAGAGAAGCUCAUAGUGCACGUCAGGAAAAUCAAGCCAAUUACACCAUUUUGAUGCAGAUGUUGCCAUUGAUAUUUCUCAUCUUUUUGUCACUUUUAAGCAGUUUUUUCAUAGCUGAUCCACAAUAUAGCCUUUCAAAAACACAAAAAUAUGCUUAUGAACGAAGAACUAGCAAUUUAAAAGUGCCGUACUUUGUGAAAGAUAAUUUUGCAACGGAUUAUCAGGGAAGUAUAAGAAGGCUGGAAGCGCAAGUUGAAGAAGAAUAUAUUGCAAAUUUAAGAGGUUCCUGUUUUAAAGAAAAAAAUUAUAGGGAAAGUAUGAUAUGGAGAGCUAGAAAUUUCAGAGAUCGAGCUUUGGAAGAAAAAGCCAAAGCUCUAAAAAUGCCUUCUUGUGAAACAUUAAACGAACUGUAUGCAAAUGAAAGAGGCUGGUAGACUGAAUGUGAGACACUUUUUGCUAAAACAUCGUACUGCAGUGACAAACCAUUUCUAUGUGAUCGCAAUUUAAGCAAACUGUUUAGUCAAAAACUCUUGCAAAAUCAUUUCUUUCAUUAUUUUUGUUUUAUUGUAAAUACCAUGGUUUGUUCAAGUUUUUGCAUAUUUUAAUGAACAAUAAAUUUUUCAUGACCUUUGUUUUUCAGAUUGCACUUUGAAAAGUUAUUUUUUUAAUUCAUGUCUCCACAUCAAAUUAAUUGUAAUCAAGAUGUAGAACAUGCAUUUAAGAGGAAUGUUCUGGUAUAUCCAAUUCUGUUUCUACAUUAAUACAGCUUUUCCUUGACAUUGAUGACUGAACUUUUUAAUUUAUUCUUGGACCGGUAUUCUAAAAAUGAAACUCAAAAAGUUAUGAAUUUAUAUGUCAUUUUGUUCACUAGAGACUGCUAAGAUUUCAAAUCCUUUUAGGGUCGAAUGUUACUAAGAGAUAUUAAAGGAACUGCGUGAAAUUUUUAUACAUAUACAGUAUAAUUUCGAUUCAAGGAUACCCCAUUUAUCGAUUUCCUCAAUUUAAUGAUACAUUUCACUGGUCCAGUUUGACUGCAUUGAAUGUCUAUGCUUCUUGCUUUAACGAUAUCCUUGAUUUAAUGAUAACUUUUUCCAGUCCCUUAGAAUCAUUAAAUCGGGGUAAUACUGUAUUUGAAUGAUUAUUUAAAACAUUAGCGCUAAAUAGCUCUGCAAAAUACAAAUAUAAAAUAGGAAAAUUGUAACAGGCAUAUAAAAUUUAGAAAAUUUAUUUCUUAUUUUGUGGAUUCAAUGAAAUAUUAUAUGUAAUGCUUGAAAAACAUCAGUGCCAGAUAUUUACAAACACAAAUACAAAAGUGACGACCAGCAACAGGCUCUGGGCCCAGCUUGACUGGUCCUAGUCUAUGUAUAAUCCCCAGUGAAGAUCAAUGGCCCUCUUAAAACUAUCUGCUCCCUUACUCAUUACCACCUCUUCCGGUAAGCUGUUCCAAGGUUCCACUACCCUGCUAAAAUAAUAAUGUUUCAUAAUAUCCAUGUUAGCCUGAGAUUUAACUAGCUUAAAACAAUGACCCCUUGUCCUGUUUUCAGUGCUAAACUUCAGCCCCGUAACAUCUUCCAUUUUAAUAAAUUUAAACAACCGAAUCAUGUCCCCUCGGUCUCUUCUUUGCUCAGCACUGUACAUUUUUAGCCUUUCUAAGCCUGGAAUCAUAGUCUAAGUGAGAAAGUCCAUUUAUCAACCUUGUAGCCCGCCUUUGAGCCCUUUCCAAUACAUUAAUAUCUUUCAAGGAGACCAAAACUGAACAGCAUACUCCAAAUGAGGUCUUACCAAAAUUCUAUAUAAGGGCAGAAGAACUUCUUUAGAUUUGUAAGGGAGGAGCAAGCUGAAGCCCUUGCUCUAGGCAGUAAAUUCACUCUCUCCCCCCCCCCCUUUUUUUUGUUGAAACUCAAUAUAAAAACUUUAAGGAAGAUGGGUAAAUCUAUAUAGCUUCACACACACACACAUGCAAACAUAUCUUUUACAAAAAAAAAAAAAAGGCUAUCAGUUCUGUGACUGAUAUACUGGUGGGCUCCAGAAUGCAAUUUUGCCGAACUUGUCUGCUUGCUGCCCUUGCAAAUGAAUCCCUGCUUUAAUAGAAAUCUUUAUUUGGAAACAGAAUUGGUUAUACAGUUAAAAACUGCAUUAAAAUGAAAUAUUUUUCCCUCCACAAAUAGAAGUAGUUUUCUCCUCUCCAUUUUAUACCUUUUUUCCAUCUACACAUUUAUUGUGUUGUUUUUCAAAUAGAAAGUCAUUCCACAUAUUUAUAUUUUUAAUAUUUUUGUCUUUUUCUUCCUUUUUUACAUAACCAACAAAAAAAAAUCAAAUUUUUAUGUAAUUCUAUGGUUCCCAAACUUUUUUUUCUUUCUC